Molecule: messenger RNA, 6002 nt
Organism: Coffea arabica (coffee)
Lineage: Eukaryota; Viridiplantae; Streptophyta; Magnoliopsida; Gentianales; Rubiaceae
Product: protein CHROMATIN REMODELING 5
Biological process (GO): nucleosome organization
Cellular component (GO): chromatin; nucleus
Molecular function (GO): ATP hydrolysis activity; DNA binding; ATP binding
Source: RefSeq, a predicted model, not a curated record
AAAGAUAAAAAACAACUAAUAGUAACCAAACCAAAUCAAGAAAACGAAAAAAAGAAAAAAAACCUCCCGUUUUCAGAAACGAAGCGACGCCGUUUUUCAUUUCCUUCCUCUUUUUACCUCCCUUCUCCGCCGCCGGCUGUUCUCCUGCUUCUCCCGCUUACGUCACUUUCCGGCGUGCGAAAGGUUGUAAAACCUUGGCAGCUUUCCUUCGUCAAUUCUCGGCUUCAAUUCGUCGAAAGUUCGUCGGAGGUGGGCGGGUUUUAAUGAAAUGGGUUCAUUUUCUCCUUUUUGAUUGUGUAUUUUGGAGGGAUUUUGGAGGAACUAACAAAGGAUAUAGCAUUGAUUGAUUGGAUAUAUCGUAGGUGCAUUAAUUGGCGAGUGGUGGGAAGUGAGUAUAUAGGAAUUAAAUGCGAGAGAGCAAUAAUGGCUUUCUAUAGGAAUUAUACGAAUGAAACCAUAGAACAGAGAAGGGUAUUGGAUGAGAAAGACCAGGAACAGGGUAUGGAUAGAGUAAUAGGAAACAAUGAUGAAGUGGAAGCCACUUCGAGUGAUAAUGAGGUGGCUGUGGAAGAUAAUAGUAGACUAGCAGGCACGCAACCGCCUGCAAGGAGGACAGUUGUGGCUGGAAAAUGGGGUUCAAGUUUUUGGAAGGAUUGUCAGCCCAUGGAGUCCCGCGGUGUGUUGGAGUCGGGAGAAGAGUCAAAGAGUGGUUCGGAGUACAAAAAUGAAGAAGGAUCUGAAGAUGAAUCAUCUGAUGGAGAGGAAGAUAAGGCCAAUGAGUUGGAAGAUGGUGAUAAUGGGAAAGAAGUGGGUAAGGGUCAGAGUGUCCCUCCGGAUGAGAUGUUGUCUGAUGAGUACUAUGAGCAGGAUGGUGAUGAUCAGAGUGACUCAUUCCAUCACAGAGCAUUGAAUCGCUCCAGUGGCUUUAGUUCGAAGCCACCACCCAGACCUGUUGCUGCUAACAAGUAUGCAUCUACAAAGUCAAAGUCUUCAAAGGCUGAUUAUGAUGAUGAUGCUGCUGAUUAUGAGGAGGACGAUGAGGAUGAAGGGGAUGAAGAUGAUCCGGAUGAUGCUGAUUUUGAUCCAGAUUUUGGUGCCACAAGAGGACGAAGGGGAGGCAAGGAAAAAGAUGAAGACUGGGGUGCUGAAGAGUCUGAUGAAUCUGAUAACAAUGAGGAUGAGGAUGAUCUGAAUAUUUCAGAUGAAGAAGAUGUGUAUUAUAGCAAGCCGAAGGCCAGGCAAAAAAGCAAGGGUGGACGAAGUGUGAAGUCUACCAGACAAGUUAAACCGGUCAUGUCAUCUAGUCGGCAAAAAAGAGGUAGAAUUUCAAUUGAUGAAGAAUCGUUAUCGGAAAAGGACUCAGAGAAUGAUAGCGAAGAGGAUUUCCGAAGCAUGACUAGGAGAGGCACACAGAUCCGGAGGAAGAAUGACGGUCGAUCAGCAUCAGUUAGCAGUUCUAAUAGGAUCAACGAACUUCGAAGUUCAAGUCGCUCAGUGCGUAAAGUAUCAUAUGCUGAAAGUGAAGAAAGUGAAGAAAUUGAUGAAGGCAAGAAAAAGAAAGGCCAGAAGGAGGAAUUUGAAGAUGAAGAUGGUGACAUAAUUGAAAAGGUAUUGUGGCAUCAGCCAAAGGGCAUGGCGGAGGAAGCUUUAAGGAACAACAAAUCAACAGAACCUGUUCUGUUAAGUCACUUGUUUGACUCAGAACCAGAUUGGAAUCAGAUGGAGUUUCUGAUAAAAUGGAAAGGCCAGUCACACUUGCACUGUCAAUGGAAAUCAUUCUCUGAUUUGCAAAAUCUCAGUGGUUUUAAAAAGGUUGUGAACUAUACCAAAAAAGUUACUGAAGAUGUGAGGUACCGGAAGAAAGUAUCUCGUGAAGAGAUUGAGGUGAAUGAUGUGAGCAAGGAAAUGGACUUGGACAUUAUCAAGCAAAAUAGUCAGGUGGAGAGAAUCAUUGCUGAAAGAAUCACCAAAGAUAUCUCCGGUGAUGUGGUGCCAGAAUAUUUAGUUAAAUGGCAAGGACUGUCGUAUGCUGAAGCAACUUGGGAGAAGGAUGUUGAUAUUUCAUUUGCUCAAGAUGCUAUCGAUGAAUACAAGACCCGUGAGGCUGCUAUAAUGAUCCAAGGAGCAACAGUGGAUUUACAGCGCAGAAAGAGCAAAGGAAGUUUGCGAAAGCUUGAUGAACAGCCUGAGUGGUUGAAAGGAGGAAAACUUCGAGAUUAUCAGCUUGAAGGUCUGAAUUUUCUUGUUAACAGCUGGAGAAAUGAUACAAAUGUUAUAUUAGCGGAUGAAAUGGGUCUUGGUAAAACUGUCCAGUCGGUGUCCAUGCUUGGAUUUCUGCAGAAUGCGCAGCAAAUUCAGGGACCAUUUCUUGUUGUUGUUCCAUUAUCAACUUUGUCUAAUUGGGCAAAAGAAUUUAGAAAGUGGCUUCCUGACAUGAAUGUUAUUGUGUACGUUGGAACCCGUGCAAGCCGUGAGGUUUGUCAGCAAUAUGAAUUUUACAAUGAAAAGAAAACUGGCAGGAAUAUAAAUUUUGAUACACUUUUGACUACCUAUGAGGUGUUACUGAAGGACAAAGCUGUCCUCUCAAAAAUUAAGUGGAAUUAUCUCAUGGUUGAUGAAGCACAUAGGCUGAAGAACAGUGAAGCUUCUCUGUAUACAACACUCUUGGAAUUUAGCACGAAGAAUAAGUUGCUUAUUACUGGUACUCCAUUGCAGAACAGUGUGGAAGAGCUAUGGGCUUUGCUUCAUUUUCUUGAUGCCAACAAGUUCUCUAGUAAGGAUGAGUUUGUUCAAAACUACAAAAAUCUUAGUUCAUUUAAUGAAAUUGAGCUUGCAAAUCUUCAUAUGGAAUUGAGACCUCACAUUCUUCGAAGAGUUAUCAAGGAUGUUGAGAAGUCCUUACCUCCUAAGAUUGAGCGCAUACUAAGGGUUGAGAUGUCUCCACUCCAGAAACAGUACUAUAAGUGGAUCUUGGAGCGCAACUUCCAUGAUUUGAAUAAAGGUGUCCGCGGAAAUCAGGUUUCACUUUUAAAUAUAGUGGUGGAGUUGAAGAAAUGCUGCAAUCAUCCAUUUUUGUUUGAAAGUGCAGACCAUGGCUAUGGUGGGGACACAAACUUUUUUAGUAGCGCUAAGCUGGAGAGAAUAACGCUAAGCAGUGGGAAGCUAGUUAUACUUGAUAAAUUGCUGAAUAGACUGCAUGAGACCAAACAUCGUGUCUUAAUUUUUUCUCAGAUGGUUAGGAUGCUGGAUAUACUGGCAGAAUAUUUGUCAUUUAAAGGGUUCCAGUUUCAAAGGCUUGAUGGUAGUACAAAGGCUGAGUUGCGGCAGCAGGCUAUGGACCAUUUUAAUGCCCCUGGAAGUGAUGAUUUCUGUUUUCUUCUUUCUACACGUGCUGGUGGCCUGGGUAUUAAUCUUGCAACAGCUGAUACAGUUAUCAUAUUUGAUUCAGAUUGGAAUCCUCAGAAUGACUUGCAGGCAAUGAGUAGAGCUCAUAGGAUUGGGCAGCAAGAAGUUGUUAACAUUUACCGGUUUGUGACAAGUAAGAGUGUGGAGGAAGAUAUCUUGGAGAGGGCUAAGAAGAAGAUGGUCCUUGAUCAUUUGGUGAUUCAGAAACUAAAUGCUGAGGGUCGAUUGGAGAAGAAAGAAGCAAAGAAAGGGAGUGCUUUUGACAAAAAUGAGCUUUCGGCGAUCUUGAGGUUUGGAGCAGAGGAAUUAUUUAAAGAAGACAGAAAUGACGAAGAAAGCAAAAAGAGGCUCCUAAAUAUGAGUAUUGAUGAAAUUCUUGAACGAGCAGAAAAGGUUGAAGAGACGGGAGCUGGUGAGGAGGAAGGACACGAACUUCUCAGUGCUUUUAAGGUUGCAAAUUUCUGCAGUGCUGAAGAUGAUGGGAGUUUUUGGAGCCGCAUGAUAAAGCCGGAAGCAAUUGCUCAAGCUGAAGAAGCUCUAGCUCCUCGUGCUGCUCGGAAUAUUAAGAGCUAUGCAGAGGCAAAUCCUCCUGAAAGUACCAACAAAAGGAAGAAAAGGGGAAUGGAAUCCCAGGAAAGGCUAUCAAAGCGUCGCAAGGCAGAUACUGGCUACUCACCACCUGUCAUUGAGGGUGCUACUGCUCAAGUAAGAGGCUGGUCCUAUGGGAACCUGUCCAAGAGAGAUGCUACGCGAUUUUUCCGUGCAGUUAAAAAGUUUGGGAAUGACAGCCAGAUCAGCCUAAUAGUGGGAGAGGUUGGCGGAGCAGUUGAAGCUGCUCCGACUGAGGCACAGGUUGAACUUUAUGAUGCUCUGGUCGAUGGUUGUAGAGAAGCAAUGAAAGCAGAAAGCUUUGAUCCAAAAGGUCCUUUGUUGGAUUUCUUUGGAGUCCCUGUAAAAGCAGAUGAGCUACUAAGUCGCGUUGAGGAGCUUCAACUGUUAGCAAAGCGCAUUAGCCGGUAUGAAGAUCCAAUCUCUCAAUUCCGAGCACUGGCUUAUCUCAAACCAGCCACGUGGUCCAAAGGUUGUGGCUGGAACCAGAAGGAUGAUGCAAGGCUGCUUUUGGGAAUCCAUUACCAUGGUUUUGGCAAUUGGGAGAAAAUAAGAUUAGAUGAGAAACUUGGUCUUUCAAAAAAGAUUGCACCGGUGGAACUUCAGCACCAUGAGACAUUCUUGCCACGUGCUCCUCAGUUGAAGGAACGAGGUUCACAAUUGUUGGAAAUGGAACUUGUGGCUGUUGGCGGCAAGGAUUCUAACAUCAAAAUGGGCCGUAAGGUUUCUAAGAAACAAAAAGGAGCUCUGUUAAAUGUUUCAGUAGCUCGUGGAAAAGGCAGACAGGGGAAAUCCGAUUCUCCUGGUCAGAACUUUCAGACAAAUAGGGCCAAAGCUACAAAACCUCAAAAAGUUGAGCCUUUAGUUAAAGAGGAAGGUGAGAUGUCUGAUAAUGAAGAAGUAUAUGAACAGUUCAAGGAAGUGAAAUGGAGGGAAUGGUGUGAAGAUGUCAUGGUUGAUGAGGAAAAAACUCUCAAACGUCUACAGAGGUUGCAGAGUACCAGUGCCGAUCUCCCCAAAGAAACGGUGCUUUCCAAAAUUCGGAAUUACUUACAGCUUCUUGGACGGAGAAUUGACCAAGUUGUCCUGGAAUAUGAGGAGGGACCAUAUAAAAAAGAGAGGAUGAGGACACGCUUAUGGAAUUAUGUCUCCAGCUUCUCAAAUUUGUCAGGCGAGAGGCUUCAUCAGAUAUAUUCGAAACUUAAACAGGAGCAACCGCUAACUGGAGUUGGGCCUUCACAUUUGAAUGGUUCUGUACCUGGGGAUCAGAUCUCCGCUCUAAUGGACAGAGGUAUUGAUACAGAAAAAUUUGAAGCUUGGAAACGACGGAGAAGAGCUGAAGCUGAUGCAUCCCAAGCUCAGCCUGUUCAGUCUCCUUAUCAAAGACUCUCGAGUAAUGGUACGCGUAUACCUGAUCCAAACGCUUCUGGGAUUCUUGGUGCAGCUCCGUCAGACAACAGACACUUCAGUAAUGGGAGGCCUUUCAGAACGCAUCAGGCUGGCUUCCCCCCAAGACAUGGUUUCUCGUCGGGUAUCAAGUAGGAUUUCAUGCAUGAUUGAGGAUCAAUGCAAAGUGGGCAGUUUUCUCCUAGCUGUUUGGCUUUUGGAUAUUUGCCGGAAACUGUCUGUCCGGGGGACCACAAAUUUUGCAGAUAGUUUUUUCCCGUGUUUUGAAAAUUUUGGACUGCUUUUUCAGAGGAAAAUUGUCCUCCUAAUCAGUGGCAAGGCAGAGAUAAUUUGAGGAUCCCUCAAGAUGUGUAGGACAGGACUUGGCCAAUCAAAUACAUGGAAUCUUUCUAGUUAUCUUUUCUUUUUGCUAAUUUUCUUUUCUUAUGAGUCCAGUGGCUCUAAUUUCAUUAGUACAUAGUGCAAUAGGCGAAAAAAGAUUCCCCAUGGUGAUUUGCUAUAAAACCAAUGGGAAUGACAUUUUGUAUGUAAACUGUACAUUAUGCAAUUUUGAUUAUUCAAUAUGAAUUUCUAUUUUACCA